UGAGCCUUGCAAAAGAGUCAAAUCCAUCACCACAGUUUCGAAAACUACGAUCCGAUCCCCUCUUCUUCUUCUUCUUCUUCUUCUCCGGGCAAUCUCCCUCAAAAUCGAAGGGGAAAAAAACCCUAAAACACGGAUUUGAGAGAGGUGGGAGAAUCGGAGCGAUGCAGAGCUUGUGGCGCCUCACGCUGUUCCUCUGUUGCUUGUGGGCCGCCACUCUCCUCUACGGCGAGAUGGUCGCCUACUGGGUCCCGCUCUCCACCUGCAAAUGGCCCCGCCUCACCCCCUCCUCCUCCUCCUCCCCCUCUUCCUCGGUGAAGGUUGCUGUUGUGGCUGAUCCACAGCUUAUGGACAGCACCUCACUUGGACUUGCUCCUGAUUCGUUUGCCCUAGAAGUUGCCCAGUUUUAUACAGAUUUGUACAUGCGAAGAGCUUUUCAUACAUCUAUACUGCCUUUUAAACCUGACGUGGUUUUAUUUCUGGGUGAUUACUUCGAUGGGGGUCCGUAUAUGUCGGAUGACGAGUGGCAGGAAUCGUUAAGUCGUUUUAAGCAUAUAUUUGGUGUGAAUGAGAAAAGAAGAGAUUCUGACACUCCAUACUACUACCUGUGUGGAAAUCAUGACAUUGGCUAUGCGGCUUUUCACUCCCAACAUCCCGAGGUGAUCAGUCGGUAUGAGAAUGAGUUUGGAUCAAGAAAUUAUCACUUUUCUAUUGGAAAGGUGAAUUUCAUUGUUGUUGACGGUCAAACUCUUGAUGGGCCCAAACAAGGAAAUCAAACAUCAUUAUCCUGGAACUUCAUAAAAAAUAUAUCAAAUGAUAUUAAAUCAAAUCCAACAGUCCUACUGACACACAUUCCUCUUUAUCGUCCUGAUAACACACAUUGUGGCCCGUAUCGUUCAUCCCCUGUUAUAAAUCAGAGAAUUUCUUAUGCUGCAUUUGAUCAAGGAAUUACGUAUCAAAACUAUCUUGACAAGGAAACUUCAAACCUUUUACUAAGCUCUAUCAAGCCAAUACUGGUGCUCUCUGGCCAUGAUCAUGAUCAAUGUACAGUUUUCCACUCAACUCCUUUCGGAUCAGUACUAGAGCAUACCCUUGGGACUAUAAGCUGGCAGCAAGGAAAUCUCUAUCCAUCAUUCAUGCUGAUGUCUGUAGCAUCGCGACUAUUGCCGAAUGCGACUGAGCCAGAAAACAGUGUCUCUACCCUUCUUUGUUUUCUUCCGAAGCAAACCCACAUCUAUAUCUGGUAUAUUUGUCAGUUUGUAUUAACUCUUCUUCUGCUUAUAAUUUGGCCAACGACUGGUUUUGGUUCUUGGAGUUAUCUCGAUAGAUUUUUGGAUGUCAUCAAAGCAAUCGGCAACAACUUUGGCAACACUGCCAAAGAGAAGGAUGACGAGGAAAACUGUGACUACGAAAUGAUAUGGGACGCGGAAGGAUCAAUGCACCUUGUUAAGAAAGCCACAUCGAAGGCCCCAAACAUUAAUUCGGAGGCGAUAAAAACAGGGAGGGGAAACGUUGUUGCGAGACCAACAGCAAGGAAGCACAUGAUGGAGCCAGGGCCAUCAGAUUACAUCGAAAUUAAUACGGAAGCAAGGUCAGAUGAUGCAGGAAAAGUGCCGCGGUUCACCAAGUCAAAGGCAACGAGGCUGGUUCAGCGGCUGAUUCGGGUGAUUCGGUUGCUUGUAGUUAUCGCUGCCGUGAAUGUUCCUCUCUAUAUGAUGCUUCUCUUCAAGGAUUGGAUCGAACGGUGACUAACAAAUAUGACGCCACCGAUGUUUUCUCCGGAGGAUACAGUAGGAACGCAUAUGGAAUAUUACCCUAGAAAUUCUUGUAUUUGUGUAGAUUCAUGGAGCUAACGGUUUGAACUUCAAAAAUUGUGGAUGAAGCAAAAGAAGCAACAAGAUUGUGCGUUGGGGUUUCUGUGCAGCUUGAUGCCGUUAUAGACGAAUAGGCGAAUCAUGCACGUAGAAGGCAUUGGUUUUUUUGUGGUGCUGGAUAAAAUAAUCUUUGUAGGAUUGGUAAAUUGAUUUGUCUGUUGAGGCGCAAAAUAAGAUUUUGGAUUGGUCUAAGCAUGUGAAUCUUUAAUAAGCGGUCAUUUUUGUACUUGAAAGGGAAAAAAGAAGAAGCAAGUGAAAAGGCCUAUGCACUGGUGAAAAGCGGGACUCGAAGGUAGAAAUGAAGAUUUAAAGCUCGGUACUUUCAACAAAUAUGUAAAACUGAUUCAUAAAUAAUAGUGUUUGCCUAGGGUUGGUGGAGUGGUAGUUAAUUGAAUUGUAUGAUUUAAUCGAUGAAAAUGGUUAAAAAGAUAAAUCUAAUGACGAGAAAUUUGAUA
Molecule: messenger RNA, 2326 nt
Organism: Ananas comosus (pineapple)
Lineage: Eukaryota; Viridiplantae; Streptophyta; Magnoliopsida; Poales; Bromeliaceae
Exons: 13
Coding region: 162-1745 (527 amino acids)
Biological process (GO): GPI anchor biosynthetic process
Cellular component (GO): endoplasmic reticulum
Molecular function (GO): hydrolase activity
Source: RefSeq, a predicted model, not a curated record